Messenger RNA from Abrus precatorius (Indian licorice), 2649 nucleotides. RefSeq lists its product as uncharacterized. The record is from RefSeq and is a predicted model, not a curated record. The transcript has 18 exons. Gene Ontology annotation, molecular function: serine-type peptidase activity. Gene Ontology annotation, biological process: proteolysis. Lineage: Eukaryota; Viridiplantae; Streptophyta; Magnoliopsida; Fabales; Fabaceae. Bases 1 to 2211 code for a protein of 736 amino acids.
AUGGCCACGUUAGCAAUUGCUGUGCUCACUUUCACUCUCACUCUCACUCGUUCUUCUUCUUCAUCAUCAUCACCUUAUUCCAAAUUCUUCUUCAACCAUCUCAGCAAAAAGCUUGUCUCUUUCAAAACCUUUCAUCAACCACGUUCCUUCUUCUGUUGCAACUGCAAAAGGGGCAUGGCAUCUUCAGCAGCAACCUCUCACUCUGAUAGAAUCACUGCACCCUACGGUUCAUGGAAGUCCCCUAUCACCGCCGACGUUGUCUCCGGCGCCGUCAAGAGGCUCGGCGGGACCUCCGUUGAUGGCCGUGGCCGCCUUAUUUGGCUGGAAUCACGUCCAACAGAAUCUGGACGGGGGGUUCUUGUUGUUGAAGCAGAAAACGCGGGUGGUGAACCUGUGGAUGUUACUCCUAAGGAGUUUGGAGUGAGAACAUUGGCUCAGGAAUAUGGAGGUGGUGCUUUCACUGUUUCAGGGGAUGUUGUCUUCUUUUCUAAUUAUAAGGAUCAGAGAUUGUACAAGCAAUGCAUCACUUCUCUAGAUGUGCCUCCUAUACCUCUCACUCCAGAUUAUGGUGGACCAGUAGUCAGCUAUGCUGAUGGAACAUUGGAUGCAUGCUUUAACCGUUUUGUUUGUGUAAGGGAAGAUCGUCGAGAGAACAGUCAAAAUCCACCUACAACAAUUGUAUCUAUAACACUUGGCAGCAAGAAUGUUCAGGAACCAGAAGUACUAGUUGGAGGAAGUGACUUCUAUGCUUUCCCACGUCUGGAUCCCAAAAGUGAAAGAAUAGCAUGGAUUCAGUGGAGUCAUCCCAACAUGCCAUGGGAUAGAUCAGAACUUUGGGUUGGCUAUAUUUCUGAAAAUGGAGAGAUCUACAAGCGCAUCUGUCUUGCUGGAAAUGAUCCUUCACUUGUUGAGUCUCCAACUGAGCCUAAGUGGUCCCCCAAUGGGGAGCUGUUUUUCAUCACAGAUAGGGGAAAUGGUUUUUGGAAUCUCCAUAAAUGGAUUGAAUCUGAGAACAAGGUCUUGCCUGUUUGUUCUCUGGAUGCUGAGUUUGCAAGGCCGCUGUGGAUUUUUGGUAUGAAUUCUUAUGAAUUUAUUCAAAGUCAUAAACAGAGCAAAUUAAUUGCUUGCAGUUACAGGCAGCAAGGGAAGUCAUAUCUUGGAGUUAUUGAUGAUGUGCAAGGCUCAAAACUAACUGUGCUGGACAUUCCUUUCACAGAUAUAGACAACAUUGCAUCUGGUAAUGAUUGCCUUUAUGUGGAGGGAGCAUCUGCUGUUCAUCCAUCAUCGGUGGCCAAGGUGACUUUAGAUGAUGAUAAAUCAAAAGCAGUUGACUUCAACAUUAUUUGGUCCUCCUCACCUGAUAGUUUGAAGUAUAGUUCUUACUUCAGUAAACCUGAGUUGAUUGAAUUCCCAACUGAAGUUCCUGGUCAGAAUGCUUAUGCAUACUUUUAUCCACCAUCUAAUCCUAUUUAUCAAGCCAGUCAGGGAGAAAAGCCUCCACUAUUAUUGAAGAGUCAUGGUGGACCAACUGCUGAAACACGUGGAAUUUUAAACUUGAGCAUUCAAUACUGGACUAGUCGGGGUUGGGCAUUCGUUGAUGUGAAUUAUGGUGGAAGCACUGGUUAUGGCAGGGAGUACCGAGAUCGGCUUCUGGGACGUUGGGGAAUAGUAGAUGUCAACGACUGUUGUAGUUGUGCUACAUAUUUGGUGAACAGUGGAAAGGUGGAUGGGCAGCGGCUUUGUAUUACUGGGGGCUCUGCCGGUGGGUACACUACCUUAGCUGCUCUUGCUUUUAAAGAAACUUUCAAGGCUGGGGCUUCUUUGUAUGGUGUAGCUGACUUGAACAUGUUGAGAGCAGAGACUCUUAAAUUCGAAUCCCAUUACAUUGAUAAACUAGGUGGUGGUGAGAAGGGGUGCUUUGAAAGAUCACCAAUUCACCAUGUUGACAAAUUUUCUUGUCCCAUCAUUUUAUUUCAAGGCUUGGAGGACAAGAUUGUGCCACCAGAACAGGCCCGGAAAAUUUACCAGGCUCUGAAGGAAAAAGGUGUGCCAGUUGCUCUUGUUGAGUAUGAAGGAGAACAACACGGUUUUCGAAAGGCUGAGAACAUUAAGUUUACACUUGAGCAACAAAUGGUCUUCUUUGCAAGAUUGGUUGGGAAUUUCAAUGUUGCUGAUGAUAUCACUCCCAUCAAAAUUGACAACUUUGAUUGAGAAUGGCUUUUUCAGAGUUCAAUGUUGGCUGUUUGUAUCUAUGUUAAAGCAAGUUUUAAGCUAUCUUUGUUCUCAAAUCUUGAUAGUGCUUUGCUGAAAUUCAGAAGUGUGCUGGAAUUUAUUGCACUCAUGAGCUUAUUCUGCACACUACCAACUACCCUAUAACCUUAGUGGCAUUCCCUUGAAGGUCUCUAUAAUCUAUAUUAAUCCUCAUUGCCAAGAGUCUGCAGAGUUUCUACUACAUUUUCUCAAAUCUUGAUUGUUCAAUUUAGUCUUGAACCUUACUUUAUAAUUAUGAAUUUAUAUUUUGAAUCUGUACUGGAGAUACAACCUAUAUUUUGUCUUAUAGGAUUGUCCUACAUAGAUAAAAUGAAUGAGUAAUGAUAGAUUAAGCUGGAGUAUACUCUUUCUGAUCCUAUUUAUAAGGCAGAUUCUAAU